Molecule: messenger RNA, 816 nt
Organism: Xiphias gladius (swordfish)
Lineage: Eukaryota; Metazoa; Chordata; Actinopteri; Istiophoriformes; Xiphiidae
Product: claudin-20-like
Exons: 1
Coding region: 1-816 (271 amino acids)
Biological process (GO): bicellular tight junction assembly; cell adhesion
Cellular component (GO): bicellular tight junction; plasma membrane
Molecular function (GO): structural molecule activity
Source: RefSeq, a predicted model, not a curated record
AUGCUGUCCGCCGCCGUCCAGAUCCUGGCGUUCGCCCUGGCGCUCCUGGGCGUCCUCGGCGCCGUCGUAGCCACUCUGCUACCCAACUGGAAGGUGAGCGUCAACGUCUGGUCCAGCAUCGUGACCCCCAUCUCGCAGAUGCAGGGUCUGUGGAUGGACUGCGUCUGGUACAGCUCUGGCGUCUUCAGCUGCACCAUGAAGAACUCGGUGCUGUCGCUGCCGGCGUAUCUGCAGACCACACGGGCCGCUAUGGUUCUGUCCUGCAUGGUGGCGUCGUUUGGACUCUGCCUCGCCUCCCUGGGGCUCAAAUGCACCCGCUGGGGGGGCAGCCACCGAGCCAAGGGGCACACGGCCAUCGCCGCAGGGGGCUGCUUCAUCCUGGCCAGCUUCCUCUGCCUGGUCCCCGCGUCCUGGUUCACCAACGAAGUCAUCACCGCCUUCCUGACCACGGACCUGCCGGACAGCAGUAAAUAUCAGCCUGGGGGAGCUCUGUGCGUGACGUUUAUCUCGGCUGGCUUCCUCCUGGCUGGAGGGGUCAUUUUUUGUUUGUCGUGUCCCGGAAAAAGAACGAGACGACCGGACCGCGCUUCCUGCGCCGACCCUGACAGACUCGUGCUGUGCCGAGACGAGCAGCGGAAGCGGGAGCCGCGGCCGGAGCGCGAGCAGCCAAAAAAACGACCAAACAAAACUGUCCAGCUGCAGAUGGACAAGAUGAGGCAGGAGAAACCUGGUCAGGAGCAGAGGCUCUACUCAUCGCCCUCCAAACUCCCUCAAAAAGACAUCAAGGACAGCUACAGCCUCCAGGAGUACGUUUAA